This is a messenger RNA of Porites lobata, 27575 nucleotides long. Lineage: Eukaryota; Metazoa; Cnidaria; Anthozoa; Scleractinia; Poritidae. The record is from the annotation of a GenBank genome assembly.
CUUACCUAAGUCAAAGUCCUAUGUCCUGUGAUGGAGAAGUUAGAAGCAAUCUACCAGCAGGUACACUGUACUUGAAAAAAACUUGUGAGAAAGUAGAUGCGGGAGGGUCAUAUCUUUUUUUGGCCCCUGAAAAAGUUGGGUCAUGAAAAACUAGGCAGUGAAGAAGAGGGAGGCUGACAAGUUUAUGCACACAUAAUCAUAACAGGCAUUUUUUUUAAUGUUACAAUGUGGCACAAAUGGCGAAACAAUAUAGAAAAGACACUAUAAAUUCAUCAUGCUGCACUUGUAAAAUGGUUACAUUUCUUGUUCUUUUUACAGGUUGCACAUGCGUUAAUUUGCUUGUAAAUAACUUGCUUCAGUAUCUAGCCCUUGAUAUCUUGUAUUGCUUGUAGGCUUGCUGCUGUUUGCAUAAUUAUUCAGUUUCACUAAAAUUAUAAUAGCAAUGAGCAUUCAUGGGCCUGAUAAAAUUUCCAUUUGAUAGAUCACCAUAGGAGAACUCCAGAAACAAAAAGUCAAAAUAAAAAUAGUAGUAAUUUAAAUAGUUGAAGAGUAAAUGUAUACACUGGAUAGUCUGUUUUUUUUUUUUGUAGACUUGAGCACUUGAGCAAUCAGAAGUAUGACAGUGAUGAGGUAAAUAUUAUGAAGGCAUUUUAUUGUAAUCAAAGAAAAUGCCUUACAUAUGUUACUGUGGGAGUUUUUACCCUUUUUUCUAAGGAAUUUUAUUCUAUUAUUUAUAUACCAUGGAAGUAAAAGAAGAAGGACAAAUGAAGUGUACAUAUAGUCUCUAAUACUCUCACGAAUCUUGUGGCUAUGUUUCUCUCUUGGUAAUUCCUAGUCAUAGGAGUUUUCACAUAUCUAAAAGAAAUAGGGAAAGGGGAAAAAAGUCAGAUGUUAUUGUUGCCUGAGCCCAACUCUUAAGAAAAUGCUGACUGAAGCAAAGAGUAUCCAUUGUCUUUUUCGGAAUAUCAGUGGUAGUCCACACUGUUCCCUUCAGUAAUUUGCUUAUUUGCUUGUUCUUGUGAUUUUUACUUUGGCGUAAGAUAAUACGAUAACUCGACAGCAGGAUUGGAAAAUUGUGCAUUUCUUUAGCUUUGGCCUGCCAAAAGGGGGCUCUUGUAUAAAUCGGGUGGUCCUUUCCUGGGAUAUUUUCUCUUUUCCAAAUGAUAACUGUCUGAGGAUAUGACGUCUUGACACGUUGUCAGAAGUGUCGAAGUUCAGUUUAUAAUGGUAUCCAUAAUGUAAUUAACCUGAUUUAGUGCUGUAGAAUUUAGGGAUUGAAUAAACCUUGUAUGGUUACUGGUAAAUAUUUUACUAGGAAGUUAUUUAAUGAAUAAUUAAUAUAAACAAUGAAGUUGAAACGAUAAACAAAUCGAACUAAUGUCAAAGGUUUGCACACUGUUCUUAAUCAAAAAGCAAAAAGUAUGGGAAAUGUCCCCACAAUCGAAACAGUCCCCACAGUGCUUGUGUGUGUUCAUAUUCUUGUCCCUGUAAGUAUUCAAUCACAAUAGAUGUUUAAUUUACUAUCUUUUUUUAACGUGUCAUUGUUGAAUUUAGUUGGUAUUCGAACUACAGUAUUUAAAAAUCAAAUUUUAGGGUGCGUUUCUUUAAGAAAAUCCAAGAUUGGGUUCUUAAAUCUGAAAGAAUCCGAAAAUGGAUUUUGCGUUUCUUUACUAAACAGAUCAAUCCAAGAUCUCUCGGAUCCUGGUGCGUCAAAGAAACCGAAUAAUCCACUCUGGGCAAGGACUAUUCCGUCCCUUUGAUACACCAUGAUCCGAGAGAUCUUGGAUUGAUCUGUUUAGGAAAGAAAUGCAAAAUCCGUUUUUGGUUUCUUUGGGAUUCAAGAAUCCAAUCUUGGAUUUUCUAAAAGAAACACACCCUUAGUUGCGUUAGUGUGAUCAUGUGAAAAACAACUCCUUGUAUAGGCUACUAUGCCUGGUUAAAUGCUAAUACAGUGACUCGUUUGUAGGAGGUUGCUGAUAGUGCAGCUGAAACAGACAAUGAAGAGUUCAGUUAUCCUGCAAGACUAGACUUUAUUCUGGAUUGCUGAACAGGGUAUCUCCCCAGGCUUCAUUAGGUAUGGACUAGAAAAAUUUCACAAGUGAUGAAUUAAGUUUGCUGAUUUAAACUUGUACUCAUUACAUUGUAAUCAGUUCGGAGGACUGAUUGAUCAGGUAAUACAUAUGAGAAAGUGAACGUAGGAUUCGUUUGGUUUUGAUUUAGGGCUACAUUUGAAAGAGGACGAGGAAGGUGAAGAUGAAGAUGGUGGAAUUCAGAAAACCUUUGGUAAGCUAAUAAUGACGUUUGUUGUUUUCAGUCGAGGUAGACUGUUCAAAGUCCUCUAUUUCCUUACAUGUCAAUCAAUCAGUCAACAACUUUAUUAACAUGUCUAAGGUAAAAUAGGCGAGGGUGAAUCCCUCAACUAAUUGGGGACACCUAAAAGGUUAGAUUAAGAAACUAUUUACAGCAUUAAUUUUAAACUUUAAAAUAAAAUAAGUGGUCUAACUAACGUAAUUAUCACUAGCUAUUCGUGGAAGUCUUAACAUUCAUAACACUUUCAAAAUAAUAGAAUUCGGUUAUUACAUACGGAGCAACAGUUUGGCAGCCGUCAGCCAGUAGCGACUGUUAAUGUUUAUGGCUGCGCAAACUGGGUGCGUAUGUCAAUGCGAAGCGCAACUGGGGUAGGUGCGGGUAGAUAACGCUUUGAGCUCGCACUUGUUUCGAUCACUGUUUCUCGUGCUUCUUCCAGUUUGUGUUGAGAAAAUAGAAAGGCUGUGAACAAUCUAUUUUUAAAGGUAUAAAAGGUAGAUGUGUAACUAUAUCAUUUUAGCAAACGCAUGUAGCACUCUACUCAUUUGCAUAUCUGUUUUAACGUAGCGAAGAUUCAUUAAACAUUUCUUCGUCUAGCAGUUAUAACAAAAGAUUCACACUUCUCCCGGCUUACAAUUUUACCCAUGCCAGAAGAAUCGUAACUAUUAGAAACUUACCAUUUGACUUAUAAAGAAACAUCAUUUUAAUACAUAGUACAUUUUGUUGUGUGUAUUCGCAGCUAAGAAGAGACAACGUGUCAAAGGAAAAAAGUUGUCUUCCAGUUCCUCUUCCUCUGACGAAGAUAAAAGUACAACGAAACUAUUAGUUACACUUAAUAGUUUAAAAAAAUCCGUUGUUAAGCAAAAUGUUGAACAUCUCAACUAACAGGUGUAUUACGAGAAAGAAUUAAUGCAAGCUUAUCCCUUUUGGUCAGGUCUAUGAAAGUAAUGCUGUAUUAAAAGUCUAUUUGUAAGUAUCAGUCACGACUGUUUAUAAUUUCAACAGUAACAAACAUCAGUUUUUAUGGGCUUACCUUUAUGUAGAGAACCAGAGUAGAAGUUCCUCUUCCCCUGAUGAAGAUGACAGUACAGUCAAGCAACCAGGUACGUGCAAGUUCAAUAGACUUGUGAUAUGAGUUGAAACACUCACCUUCACGUUGUUAAAAUUUUCCAGGCAGUAUUUCUACCGCUUCCUCUAAAAAAAGACACAUUACUAUUUUCAUUGUCGUUAUCGUUAUCGUUAUCCUUGUCGUUAUUGUUGUCGUUAUCAUUAUCAUUAUCAUUAUUAAUGCGCACUUAACGCGUAAGGUGAUGUCAUAACAAAAUUUUCUCGGCUUAAUGGUCUUAAAACCAAAGCUAUUUACACAUGGUGCUCUGCUGAUACACUUUACACGUAGAGCUGAACUAUAACAUCAUUUGUUACAAAACUGGUGCAGGCUUGUUCUUUGUUGGAAUGUACAUUUAUGUAAACGAAGAUUUUCUAAUUGUCUUUGCAGCUUACCUAAGUCAAAGUCCUGUGUCCUGUGAUGGAGAAGUUAGAAGCAAUCUACCAGCAGGUACACUGUACUUCAAAAAAACUUGUGAGAAAGUAGAUGCGGGAGGGUCAUAUCUUUUUUUGGCCCCUGAAAAAGUUGGGUCAUGAAAAACUAGGCAGUGAAGAAAAGGGAGGCUCACAAGUUUAUGCUCACAUAAUCAUAACAGGCAUUUUUUUUUAAUGUUACAAUGUGGCACAAAUGGCAAAACCAUAUAGAAAAGACAUUAUAAAUUCAUCAUGCUGCACUUGCAAAAUGGUUACGUUUCUUGUUCUUUUUACAGCUUGUACUUGUGUUAAUUUGCUUGUAAAUAACUUGCUUCAGUAUCUAGUCCUUGAUAUCUUGUAUUGCUUGUAGGCUUGCUGCUGUUUGCAUAAUUAUUCAGUUUCACUAAAAUUAUAAUAGCAAUGAGCAUUCAUGGGCCUGAUAAAAUUUCCAUUUGAUAGAUCACCAUAGGAGAACUCCAGAAACAAAAAGUCAAAAUAAAAAUAGUAGUAAUUUAAAUAGUUGAAGAGUAAAUGUAUACACUGUUUUUGUAGACUUGAGCACUUGAGCAAUCAGAAGUAUGACAGUGAUGAGGUAAAUAUUAUGAAGGCAUUUUAUUGUAAUCAAAGAAAAUGCCUUACAUAUGUUACUGUGGGAGUUUUUACCCUUUUUUCUAAGGAAUAUUAUUCUAUUAUUUAUAUACCAUGGAAGUAAAAGAAGAAGGACAAAUGAAGUGUACAUAUACUCUCUAAUACUCUCACGAAUCUUGUGGCUUUGUUUCUCUCUUGGUAAUUCCUAGUCACAGGAGUUUUCACAUAUCUAAAAGAAAUAGGGAAAGGGGAAAAAAGUCAGAUGUUAUUGUUGCCUGAGCCCAACUCUUAAGAAAAUGCUGACUGAAGCAAAGAGUAUCCAUUGUCUUUUUCAGAAUCUCAGUGGUAGUCCACACUGUUCCCUUCAGUAAUUUGCUUAUUUGCUUGUUCUUGUGAUUUUUACUUUGGCGUAAGAUAAUACGAUAACUCGACAGCAGGAUUGGAAAAUUGUGCAUUUCUUUUGUUUUGGCCUGCCAAAAGGGGGCUCUUGUAUAAAUCGGGUGGUCCUUUCCUGGGAUAUUUUCUUUUUUCCAAAUGACAACUGUCUGAGGAUAUGACAUCUUGACACGUUGUCAGAAGUGUCGAAGUUCAGUUUAUAAUGGUAUCCAUAAUGUAAUUGACCUGAUUUAGUGCUGUAGAAGUUAGGGAUUGAGUAAACCUUGUGUGGUUACUGGUAAAUAUUUUACUAGGAAGUUAUUUAAUGAAUAAUUGAUAUAAACAAUGAAGUUGAAACGAUAAACAAAUCGAACUAAUGUCAAAGGUUUGCACACUGUUCUUAAUCAAAAAGCAAAAAGUAUGGGAAAUGUCCCCACAAUCUAAACAGUCCCCACAGUGCUUGUGUGUGUUCAUAUUCUUGUCCCUGUAAGUAUUCAAUCACAAUAGAUGUUUAAUUUACUAUCUUUUUUUACCGUGUCAUUGUUGAAUUUAGUUGGUAUUCGAACUACAGUAUAUAAAAAUCAAAUUUGGGGGUGCGUUUCUUUAAGAAAAUCCAAGAUUGGGUUCUUAAAUCCGAAAGAAUCCGGAAACGGAUUUUGCGUUUCUUUACUAAACAGAUCAAUCCAAGAUCUCUCGGAUCCUGGUGCGUCAAAGACACCGAAUAAUCCACUCUGGGCAAGGAUUAUUCCGUCCCUUUGAUACACCAUGAUCCGAGAGAUCUUGGAUUGAUCUGUUUAGGAAAGAAAUGCAAAAUCCGUUUUUGGUUUCUUUGGGAUUCAAGAAUCCAAUCUUGGAUUUCCUGAAAGAAACACACCCUUAGUGGCGUUAGUGUGAUCAUGUCAAAAACAACUCCUCCUUUUCGAAAUGGUAGACUUUCCACAGAUAAAGAGAGUUAUUUUUGUUGUUGUAUUUAGACUAGACAUGGUGGAGAUUCGUGGGAAGCGGGGAAGAAAGGUUCCAGUCAUCUUGACCCCCGAGAUGAUCAACGCUAUUGAUGUUCUAAUCAAGACGAGGAAAGCAGUAGGCAUCGCAGAUGAGAAUCCGUACGUGUUUGCAAGACCAAAUAGACAGUCUUUGGAGCCUAUGCGUGCCUGGGAUUGUCUCAAGAAAUUAAGCACACAGUGUGAACCACCUUUGUCAAACCCUACAAAUAUCACCAGUACAAGGAUGAGGAAGAACAUAGGAACUAUUUCGCAAGUACUGUCUCUGAAAGAAACAGAAGUGGAUUGGCUCGCGAGACACCUUGGCCAUGACAUUCCAGUGCAUAGGGACUUUUACAGACUCCAUGAGUCUACAAUUGAAAUCGCUAAAGUUAGCAAACUGCUUCUAACGGUAGAUCAAGGGAAAACAGGCAAAUUUGCCGGAAAAACCUUGACAGAAAUCGAUCUGAAUGGUAAGUACAAGUGAUCUUUUCAUGCUAAUUUAAGGCAACUCAAAACAGUAAUAUACCGGAAGACGCCUGGGCUCUAACGUGCAUUUCAGCGCGAGGCAUCACGCGAUCACCCGAGAGGUGUCCUUCAUUCAUUCAGGUCGCGAGAUAGCGCGCGAGAUUUAAAGUUACAAACAUGGCGGCGCGAGGCCUACUUUGUAAAAAUUUGUUUCCGCCAGGUUUGGUAAGCUGUUUACGAUAUCAGUUAUUUUUGCCUUAAAAGGCAAUUUCCAAGGAAAAACAUUCUUUUAAACCACUGUGCUGGAACGUAAACGAAAAUUGUGAUGUUGAUGUUGCGAUCAAUCACGCCGGGUAUCAGUCUAAAAAACUGCAAGGAAAAACUACUCUUCAAGUUGUCUUCGUUCUUUUACUUUGCGAGUCUCACCUUCAGGUAUUUAUGGUGCUCGUCUUCUACCACUUUAGUUAUGCUGCUAAUGACAACAGCGAAAAAAAAAAGAAAGAAACAGUAUUCGUGUGGAAUUGCGAGCUUUACUGAUCAGCAGACCACCUUCACGCAUGCGCAAGGGGCGAUCUUUCGAAGUCGAGAUUUUAAUUUGUACGUAGAGUAUCUCAAAAACUGAUCCCGUGACCCUACUUUUUUAGCGGAAAAAUAUUCAACAGCAAAAGCGGAAUGCAUGAGCGAAAUUUCUGACUCGGAAAGGUUUUGUUAGAAAUCGCAGAACCAAGACUUUCUGACACUGAUGAUGAACUUAAUGAUACUGAUGGUGAGGAAGAUGACAAGACUGACGUUUUCGAUGAAGGAACGUCUUCAGGUGCGUAAAUUGUUUCCUGAAUUCACAGAAUAUUGGCAGUGCCGACUUAAUUAAGUUGGCUGACAAUAGUUUCCAGCUCUUUCUAUCACUUAUACUUUGAUGGAUCAAUACAACCACUCUUAGUCAUAUCAUCCUCCAAUAAUGGUAUCACACAAAUACCCAGCCAUUGGUUAACAAGUUGUGAUCAUCCUUUUUAUAUAACAGGCUACCAUAGAAACAAUAAAACCCGUUAGAAACGCGGUAAAUGUUACCAUUAGAGGAAACCUCCAUUUUUAUUAUCGAAUAUUUAUAAGUAAGAUAAGAGGAAACAUUAUUGUAAACUUAAAAUUCUGCGAGGGAGUGUCAAGGCCACCUUAAAUCAAGGUGUCUCUGUUAAUUGAUUGGUUUAUUAACAUUAUAACAGGACGCUCUACCAAGAAGCAAGUAGCGAAAAGUAUGUCCCAGAAAGAUUUUACUAAAGAAGUGGCUAGCAAAUCAUCACGAAAGUCAAACAGUAAGAUACGAAAUCAUUUGUUGAUAUUCUUAAAAACUGGAAAGCAUUUGAGACGUUCUCUUUCAUGGGAUCAUUGUUGCCAGCAGUGGCAACCAAUUUCUUUAGUACGUAUUUUGUUUGAGGUAAAUGCAAGUCCUAGUAAAUCAUAGAUUUUGUGAAGGCAAAUGAGGAAAUUGACUUUCUGAUCAUGUUUUAAAACAAGUUGAAGUGUGCUAUCAGUUUUCAUGUAUUGCUGAGUUCAAACACGGAGCACAGCGUCAAACGGACUACCUUGUAGUACAGAGAUUUAAUCGGGUAAUAAGAAUCAGUCUUGUAGUCUUGGAUUUUGGUCAAUAAAACGUUUUUUGGCACUUCUUGUUAUAGCUGUAUGGAUGUCUAUAUUCUUCGACAUUAAUUUUGACUCUUUUUGUAAUAGAGGCCAAAGGAAGAAGAGCGAAGAAGAUUGUAACUUCAGGUAAAGAGGAUGGGAAUUAUUUUAUUUAUACUAUUGAGCUGAGGUUUGCGAAAGACCAGAUCAAAGGUUACAUUUUAGUUGCCCGUAAUAAAAGAUGUCGAUAAGAAAAAAGUUAGCCUGAGAUAAACAAAUCGACCACUACUCUCGUAGCCUUCCUCUAUUCCUACUGACGAGUUCAUUUGAAAAAGACGAAAACUUCUUAUGUUUUGCUUUUUGACGAUUACGUAUUUUAAUUGCAUCUUUAUUGUCAGAUAAUUAGAAUAAGUUAUCGUCAGAAAAGCAAAACAUAAGAAGUUUUUGUUUUUGACAAAAUGAACUCGUCAGUAGAAAAAGAAAAAAAGGUACGAGGGUAGUGGUUCUCAAACUUAAUUAAUAUUUUCUCAAAGCAAACUUGAAAUAGCCGAUACGCAGGUGAACUCGAUGGGCUAUUUUUCUAUCCGCCCCAACCCGCUCACGCUUUGCAUUGACAACCGUCCAGUUUGCGCGGUCAUUGAAUAAAAAUAUGGGAAUACAGAGAUUGGUGAAUUGUCUUAUUUUCCUAGUUCUUGACAAAGUUUCGGCAACGAAGCUCAUGUUAAGCAGUGCGACUAAAGGUUGUCACUUAGCUGGCGAGUAGAGGAACGAUAGUCAGCUUUAGUUCUCCCAUAAAAUUAAAAUGUGUUCGAUAUAUUCAGCCUCUGGUGCGCAAAAAAAAAAAUUUCUCCAUAGACUCCGAUCCUUAUUCCUUUUAUUGUCUUGUUUUAGGUGUCAAAAUACGACAUUCUUUGCAAUCUGUCGAGACAAGGGGCAAGUUUCCAAGCUGCUGGUGGUUAGCGACUCUAGUGUUCGAUGCGUAGUCAUAUUGUUUCUUAUUGCUUUCUUUUAGAUAUUGCGUAUCUGGAAUUUUCAGACACGGAUGGGGAGCUUGAUGAUUGUGAUGAGGACAACCGUGUUGUCGAAGGUGAUGAGAAAAAUAUCCUCGUGAUAGAACAAAACUAUGUAAAAUUUAACUACAUGGUGUCGCAAUUCCUUUUCUUGCCCCUUUUCUCGAAAGAAAAUCCGUUUUUUUUUAUGGGUUUCAGAAUCCCAGUGAAUAUGAGAUAAUAAGAGAGGAUUUCCUUCCGUCAACUCUGCAAGAGAAAAUGCUUCCCUAGAAAAUCAGGUGUAUAAAUUCAACUCUGUGUAUACUUCAUGGAUUGAAAACUUAAUGCACUAUCACUCUUGAGUAUGCAUUAAAGAUUGGGAGGUUGUAGAAGUCUCCCUUCCCCCACCUCUGUGUAUGUGUUUGGGAAGGCCCCGCCCGAAGUUGGUCUGAGCGACACACAUUGUAGGUUAAGCAGGGACGGACGUUCGUAAUCAUAAAGUGGGGAUAAGAGUGAGUUGGUUCACUAUUCCCCCCGGAGUACACUUCUAUCUUUGUGAAGUGCUUUUCAAAAUCUCGAUUUUUUUAAUUUUUAUAUUUCCUAUCAACAUAGAACACAAGACGAUAAGGGGUGAUCGCUCUCAGAAACAUAAAGAUCAAGAUAAGGAGAAUUCAAACUGUGCUAUUUCAAAGACAAAGAGUAAGUUGGUCAAAUUUCCUUUCGUUAUAAAAACGGCACAUAGGAUAUUUUGUCAUGUGGAAAUGAGUCGAUUUUAGUAAAAAAAAUGUAGUCGCCUGUUGUAAAGUAAGUCAAAAGCGCUGUGAAUAUCUACCUCUGUAUUGUAUUUGUCCCCCUUCCCUGUGUCUAGAUUCUCUGACUUAUUGUAUAUUUACUUAUAGUUGUCAAAGAACCUACAAAGACGGCAAAAAUUGGUGGGAAAGAUCCAGCUAAGAAGAAUGCCAAAAAAGCUGUGCUCAAGUCAGGGAGUAAGUUUGGAAUAUUUUUUCACUGUCUAUAUCUCAAAUAUAUGCAGAAGUCUGACCAAACAAGGUAGCAUUUUUCUCUGAUCUGACAAGCUAAAGCAGUUUUUAACCUAUCACGCCAGAGACUCUGGCGUUCACAGUAUUGUCAAUACAUCAAAAGUGAUGCGUGUGUGUUACCUUUGUUGAUUCGACUUUCGCGUUGAUUUAUAAUUUGCGAGCUGUAAAUCUAUUACACUCUCAAUAAAUCCGGUUGCGAACUUUUUCGGAAGGAGUUUUUCAUGUGGCGUUGUUUUAGUAACGGUUUUGAGAGGCGCUCUUCCCGUAUACUGUAGGAAUUUUAGGCAUUACAUAUCCUUGGGAACCUUUAUUGUCUUCCAGCAAAGAAACGGUGCUUUUAUCACUAAGGUAAGCGUUUUCGAUUUGCAGACACGAGGAGCCGCAAGAAGCAAAAUUUCUGUCCCAUAAGUUAAUUGGAUAAAGUAAUCAAAGUUGACAGGUCGUUCCGAUGAUCAAAAAGACCGCUUGGUUAACCACCUACACCUUCAGUGCGAAGACUGUCACAAGAAAAUUAACACCCAGCAGGAUAAUUGCUUAGCAUAACAGUGGUAUGUUGUGCGCGUCUGGUUUCAAACUACGUGAUCGUGACAUGUUGUUUUCAUUCAGUGACAGUGCGCGUUAAUAUGCCAACCUUACACGUUUAUACCAGACUCGAACAUUUUAAAUAAAAGCAAAGAGGCCGCUGACUAGAAACUAAACUGGUUACAAAAAUCGUCCCCAGAGAAUUCCGGUUCAUUCGUGUUAUUUUGAAAUUCUCUGAAAUUCUAGUCAAAUGGAUAGCGCCACUGAUGAGGCCUGCAUGAAUUUACUCCACGGACGAAUGAAUAAAACAACAUCGAGAUAAAAACAUUUCAUUUUGCUUUUGUGGAGUACAUUCAUCUUAAAAUCAAACUGGUAAAUCGCUUUCUUCCCGGACUUGUAAAGAUAAGCGUUUCUCGCGGAGUAUGCGGUUCAGGAAGUCAGGACAAAGUCCACCAGGCACCAGUCAGUCCAUCAGCAAAGAAAAAUGACUCUCCCGUGGCUACUCGGGUAAUAAUUUUAUUCUAGUAGUUAAUAAAUACGAUAUACUGGAACCUUUGAGAAUCUCUUGGCCUGUGUUCACGUCCCCGGACCAAAAGUGUCGGAGGUAAUUUCCUCCGACCAAAAUUGGCUUUCCGCGAUCACUCACAGUUUCCCACGGAGCAUGAAGGUCCUUUUCCCUUCCUCCCUCAUUGUCCUCGGCCCAACGUCGAAGGGGUACGGGUGCUGGGUCUCUGACGGAAACACUCUAACCACACAAUGGUACACUAAGCGGAACUAUUAAAGAUCCUCAAAUGUUGCACUGAAUGUUUAUUUUAUUUUUUAUAUUUGUUUUUCUUUUUGUUUUUUUUUUGAAGCAGAAAGAUAUAAAUAAAACAAGCAUCGAAUGAGUUUAGAAAAAAAAUCUUUAUAUAAUAUUCCUAUUAAUAAAGAACUAAAAAACUCGACUGCAAGCAGUUAAUAUAGUUAAUCUGUAGACCGAUAUUAACCAAAACUCAACUAAGCGCGCUAGUUUUAAAAUUUACGCGGCAUCAAUGCAGUCGCGAUCAAAAUGCUUCUUCAAGUAUACAGUACGUGUCUUGAUCCUCAAAAGGGCUGGUACGUCCUGAAUUCUGAUAUCUGCGGUUCAGAAGUUCGCAAAUUCAGCACAAUGUUUUCUUCCGACGAUUUCCGGACGAAAUACACAAAGUGCCAUUCCGCGAACUCCGCGACGAGAGUGGAAAUGCUCUUGACCCGAACUUGUUUGGAGUCAAGUAUCAAAAAUGUAGCGUUGUUGUGGCUUCCACUUUAGGCCUUUGCGGCGCACUUCUUCGCCAACGUGAGUUAAACGACCAGAGCUACUUAUCAAGCGACUCGUUUAAAAGAAUUGCUGCUACCAUCAACAAUCACUGUGCCAUCACUGGCCUCCCAAGAAAUGGCACGAGUUCCACUGUUACAGCCCUUCAAAAGGAACUUGAGGAAGCAAAGGGGAAGAUCAGGGAUCUCCAAAGUAUUAUUGCCGACAAGAGUCCUGCAUUCAACCUUUCUACGGACGAAAAAUCGGCUGCGCCACCAAAACAAAAGAAAACAAGGCUUAGCAAAAAAAGCGCGGGAAAAGUUCUUCGUUCGAUGGAAGAUGUCUGUAGUAGGCACAAAGCUUCCGUGGCAUCCGUUCUUGGUCACCUGUGCACCCACGAUCCCCAACAACAGCCAAGUGAAGCUCGUGACAUAAUUUCUGAGAUUGUUACCUCUGUAACCGUGAAGAAAGGAGUGAAGAGAGGGCUCCAAACGCUUGUCCCUGAUGUUUUGCAGCAAUACAUGCAACAAUUCCGUGUCCCUGACUGGGUGCUUCUUUAUUUCAAACUUGAAGCCAAAGUUCCGGAUGAAGGAUGGCAGACAAUGAUAAAUCUGACGAAACUGGGAAGAACAGGGGUAAGCUAGAGUGAAUUGAUUAUUUUGCUACCAAAUCUAUUCUUUGUAAUUUAUAAGGGGGAUGGGGUGGGGGCUGGAUCAGAUAUAAAAUGUUUGGAAUAGACUUAAUGACUCUGUGUUAUAACCAUUCCCAAAGGAUUCCAGUGAUAAGGUAUUAUUACCGGCAUUUUAAUAAGGGUGGGAUGGAUUUCGCUGAAUAUACUGAAGAUUAGUUAUACCUUAUUCUAUUUUUAGUUAUGAGGUAAUUAUAGUUACAUGUAUAUCUGAGUAAUUUUGCUAAAAGGUGGGCCCGCUUGGCUUUCCCUCAAGCCAGGGAGCAUGGCACCUUUCUAGGCGUCAGCAGGGAGCCCAGGUCCAGACUGUGGCUGGGUGGCUUUCUUGUUUUGUGUCAAAACCAGGGGGGUAGGGAGGGGAGAUUUUGUCACUUUGAUUAUAGUUUCAAGUCAGAAAGCAGUGCAGCCAAAUUAAUGCUGUGACUUAUAAUCAUAACACUACUAACAGAGCUUGGGGGAAGUUAUUGACUAGUCAUAAGCUUCAUGGGUGGGAAGGGUGAUUAGUUGCUCCUUGGACUUGGCUGUCUAGGGACUCAGUACAGGCACCUUGUAAGAAAUUCACACAGAUAUAUAUUUUUAGUUUAAGUUAAUCAUUAUAAUGAUUAUAAUGUUAUUGUUACUUCAAGUCUUUUCGCACAUGUGUACAUACUUACAUCAUUGAUCAUUGCAUACAUAAAUAUAUGUACUUUAUUGAAUAAAGUGUUCCUCCCCCCCCCUCCCCCAUCUAACUGCUCCCCAACAGCGUUUUUUAAAGGAUGAUUCUAAAACAACAAAAACUUCUUGGGUGAGACAAUAAACAAAUUGUAUGUUUUAUUGACAGAAAGGUAAUGAUGGUAACAUUUUGCUCAACAAGAAUCAAAUCAAGGCAGUUCGCAGAAUGAUAUUCACCAUAGUGAAGAAAACCCUCGGUCUUUGCGAAACCCCUAAACCUUUAAAAGGAAGACAGGUUGACCUGAAGAACGUUCUGGCAUGGAUGAUUCGAGAGCAGCGGCUGCAUGGUUUAGACAAUGAUGAGGUGGAUACCAAUCUCAAGCUUGAUGGCAGACCAUUUUGGGGUAAUUAUCAGUAGCCUAAAUUUUCAACACCUCUGUUAAUUUGAUUUCAUUGGAGUAAGGUGGGUCCUUCCUUCACUAUUUUUUGUUUUGGUUUUAUUUUUGGGUAUGUGCAUUUGUAUAAUAUUUGACAAAUUGUAUAAUUAAAUUACCUGAUUAAGGGAACUUCAACAUUAACUUUGUUUCAGGAAAAUCUCAAGUAUUGGCUGGUCUUACGCCAAUUGACACCCCUUUCACAUCAAGCCAAAGCUGCAAAGCAGUCUAUCCUCUCGCAAUAGCCAACUGUACAGAAACAAGGUCUGUAUCUAUAAAAUAUAGCAUUUACAAAGGAAAAAUAUGGCAGUUAAAAAAUAGGUCAUAAUUAAAUUGAUGAUACAUUACCCUGCAGUUUUCUUACAGGAAUAAUAAUAAUAAUAAUAACAAUAACAACAAUAACAAUAAUGCAGAGAUAAAAAUUAUUCCUGCCAUUGCUGUGCUCCUUUUUAUUAGUCAUGGGUAGUUUCAGUAUCUUUAUAGAAUUAAUUUGUGCAAAAGUCUUAUUUUCUUUUACUUAUUUAUUAAGAAAUUCAAUUAAUAAUAUUGUUGUCAGUUACAAUAUUAUGUAUAUCAAUCAGUCUGAGAAGCCCAGAUUCCAUUAUGCACUCAGUGAUAAUAUUAAUAAAUUUUUGUCUUCCUUUUUAUUUUCCCUGACUAAAUAAUAACCCUGACUAUGAAUCAUUUUUAAUAUUAAUUUUAAAAAUCAUUGUUAACAUUUUUAAAAUAAUUAAGAAUGAAUCAAAGUUGGGGGAUUUUUUGUGAUGAACGUCACAAAAAAAAAAAAAAAACAUUGAAAGCAUAGUUGGAUCCAAGUGUUCAGUACCUCUAAACUAUCAUGAUUAUAUAUAACAGUUAAGGAGUUCUGGGAGGAAUAAUUUGUCACCAUUUCCUCAGGAGAAACCUGGAAUUGCUACUGAGAGACCUCACUGCACAAAAAAAGCACAUUGAAAAACAUGGCCUAACAGUUGAUGGCAAGCACUACAAAAUUAAAUUUACGGGUGUGUAUCCUCUUAUUCUAUUUCACCACUAUCUCUGUCACCAGAUUUCCUCAAGAGAGUUGUAAUGGAAUAUUCCUGUUAAUAUCAACAUCCAUAUGUGGUACAAUAGAAACCACACUCUACGGGUUUUCACUAGCUACCAAAAUUAAGGACUCAUGGAGCAACAGUUCUAAUUAUUACUUCAUUUUCAUUUAAUUACCUUUCUAGAAAAUAAAUACUUUAUGAUUGUAAUUCAUGGGUCCUGCUUAAAAUAUGUGUAUUUAAAUAAUAUGGCUUUUAGUACUUAUGUUCAACCUGUUUUACCCUUUUACUACUGUAAAGAUUGUUUUCAUCACAGUUAGUCAACAAAGCUUCAACUGCAUGACUGAUGAUAUUUAAGACUUUUCAUCAUGAUGCUCUUAAGACAGUGUAACUCAUGCAGUUACCUUCAUCUAAUCUGUAAAUGGCUUGUUUUAGUAUCAUAUGAUAAGGGACUGCUCUUUUAACAACAGUUACAGCUGACUACAAAGCUCUUUUGCUCUGCACACAAAGAAAAACUGGUGAGGAAGUCAAGUUGGGCGGGCAUGGAAAAGGAGUAGAAGCCUGCCUUUUUUGUACAGCAAUCCGGGUGAGUUUAGUAGUAAAGAAAUUCAAGAAUAACCAACAGCUGUAUUUGCAAUGGUUUAUUUUUACCUUUUAUGAUUAAUUUGUCUUUAUUUUCCCUUUUUGUCUAAUGGCAUAAAGGGGGUAUGAUGCUUGGGGAUUAUACAAAUAAUUUUAAAUAUAAAUAAUAUUAUUUUCUUAAGUACAAGCUGGGCAUGGUUGAAUAUGGAUAACAAAGGUGUGUUUCACUUUGUUAGGACAGAACUAAAACAAAGUCAGUCGUAAGUAAUAGGCUGAGAAUAAUGAUACAUACCAUAUAACGAUAAUAUAAUAAUACAAUCUGAUUGUUUUUGUCAGGGUUGCAACUGCAAGGGGGUUCCUGCAAAUGAAACGUGUGCUGAGUGCUUUUUAAAGGCCAAGGGGAACAUUGGAAAGUAAGAUAUGACUUGAUAUAAAUAUUAUAAUCAAAUAAACUGUUUUGUAUGGAUUUUGGAUUUUAAUAAAGUAUAUAUAACACUUUUUUCUUUCACAAUAGACUCCAUGCAAAAAUGGGCAUUACUUUGAUAUUCUUCUUUUGGUAUUUAAAUCAGCCUCACUAACCUUGCUUCAGAUAAGAUAUUACUUGGAAUUUUAAACUUGAAAACGAGGUAAGUGAGGCUGAUUUUAAUUAUAUCAACAAUUAUUAUAUAUUAUUUAGCAUACUAAUACAACAGGUAUCAUUAUUUUAUCACCUUGUCAAUGUAGGUGGACGGGUGUGAGAGAUGAUCUGUUAAUCUUCUUCGAUGUUGAAGUUUCUGAUGUUAAUCUCUGUGCCCUCCACUGUGAGCUUAGAAACACAGAGCAACUUCUUGCAUCCCUGGGCCUCACUGCACACAGAUGUGGAUCACUAAAGGAAUGCAACCUCGUGUUGUCCGAAUAUGGGCCAGAAACAAUGGUUAAAGAUCGCAUCGUUGUAAAGCUGAAGGAAGGCCAACAAACAGAUGUAGACAAACACAACAUCAAAGUUAGAUCAUUUUCAGGUACCUGAGUGAUGUAUUUUUUAAGUUUAACAUGUGGCAUAAUGUUAUGAUGCAUCUUUUUCAUUAUCGAUAAUAAUUACUUUUUAUUUUUACAAUUCAAAUCAUUUGUGACAUGGGCUGAGUCCUUAUUCACUUGAAUGUUCUGAUCAUGGUUUUUAACACAGGGCCUGAAUGGCCAAAAUGCAAUACAAAUGUAAAAAAAAAAAAGAAGUGCGCAACAUAUGUGCAUAACACAAAAUGUGCAUAACACAAAAUAUGAAGGAAAGAAUUCGGAAAAGAAUAAAUUGUUGCUGUUGGGUUUUUAGUAAAAAAGGACUUAAAGUACCCAAGGUAUAGGAAAGACAUGUGGCCUACAGUGGGGGGUAGAAUUAUAACAAAGAACCCUGCAUAAUCAGUAAACAGAUGCAAGUGCCAGUGAGUUCCAACAUACUUCCCCAUAUUUUCUUUAAACCAAAUCUUUAUUAUUAGCAGAAACAUCCAUAAGGCAGCCAGUAGCAUUAGAGUCACAAUUGGGUGUCCACUCAUACAGGUUUCAAUAAAGUAUAUACUGUAGAUUUACAGUAAGUUACAUAAUUAUAUACAGACGGCUGUUUAGUCUUCCUUAUUUAUGCUAUAAAUAUUUAACUUCAACAGUAAUGCUAUAACAAGAAUUAAUGUGACUUUACAGACUAAUGGAUUUUUACCUAAUUUUAUUUGCAGGCAACACUGAACAGGCUUUCUUAAACAACUAUGAAGACAUAGUGGAUUCUGCCUUGCCAGUUCAAAAGGUCAUGGAUCUUUUUCCAGACAAGGAAGCUGCUGAGGAUUCUGUUCUUGCUAAAAUAUCUUACUGUGAAGAAAGAACAGAGGUUUGUUUAACUUCAUUCUACUGUGAUAUAUAUUAUCUUAUACACUGAAUAUUGUCAAUGAGGGGCACUUUUCAUGUUCACAUGUAUAUUAUAUAAUCACCACAAUCAGGAAAUAUUAGAGUACAACUAAAUAGUGAAGUAUGACCUUCAUUAAGGCAAUAAUAAUGAAAGUAAGUCAUAGAAUGUUGUCCCAGAUUAGUUACAGCUACAAUACACUGACAAUCAGUCUUUUUAUGUUAACUGUUUCUUGCUAUUAGUAUUACAGAAACCUACUUGAGAGUGGUGAAUUUCAACGGGACAAUGGAGCAGAGGGCUUGGAAACUGUUCCUAUUGCUGGCACAGGUGGGGAAAGACUUCAUAUAUUUACCCUGCAAUUGGCAAAAUAGAAGCACAAUAUUUAGCUGAAUCUGGCAUUACGACCUGUAUACACUUUCAACAUUCCAGUUUAAUUAAAAAAAAUCCAUGUUAGAAAUAAUUUUCCAUUCAAGGCCCAGUUGUCUGCAUUCUGGUUAGCAUUAAACUACAGUAGGUUUCUUUAUCUUUUUAUCAAAAGCACUCUCUCGGGUAAAUUUCUUUAUUUUUUUUAGAGUAUCCAAUCAUCAAUUGUAGGCAAAGAGUAUUAAACUCUAAUAUUCAAAUUUUGCAGUAACCCCGAGUUAUCUUAACCUGGCUUCAAACAACCUGGCCCAAAAGUCAUCAGCUAUCUGGCCUACAGCUGCAUAGCUUAUGAUGAAAGAAAUUUAGUGCUUUGUUAUUUUCAGUCUGCCUCAUUUACCUUUUGGUAAAUUAAUGUUAGUUUUUUUCUAUAGAUCUUGAAGAAUAUUUACACGAAAAAAAGAAAUUCUGGGAACAAUGCUCUAAAGACCUAGAGGACAAGUACACUAACGCUGAACAAGCUGACAACGCACUUGCAUUGCGCCAAUACGCUGCAGAACUGGAAAUUUUAAGAUACAAAGAGGUUUGAAACAGUUCACUAUAAAUUAUAAUCUAUUUAAUUUAGUAGUUCACAUGAAUGUGGCCUAGUAUAUUGGUAACAUCAAUAUAGUAUUAUCGGCCUGCAGCAAUGAUAUGAAGCAAUCUUAAUUUAGUUAUAAAAAUGUUGAUUUUGUUAUUGUGCACUUCAGGUGUUCUCUCAGUGGAAAGAUAUUGCUUCAGUUAUACGCCACAGAGUGUUUAAGGAUGAUGAAGAUUAUGAAAUUGAUAAAUAUGAUAUCCAGGUAACAACUUAUAAAGUCACUAUUGAAUUUAUAGUAAUUUAUAAUUUAUAGUAUUAUGUAACUUGACUUAAAUGCCUGUAAUGUUUAACACCUGAGUGCUUUUAUUUCAUCCCAAACAGUGCAAAGAGUGGGGAUUUCUUUGUCGUGAACUAUUUGGCCUAGGACUUGGUACAGGUGACUAUGGGCAUAUGACCAUUGAACACAGUCCAAUGCUCAUGCGUCGCUUCAAGUCAAUGGCACGAUACUCAAACCAAGGUUUUGAAGCAGCACACAAAGUUCACAGGCAGCUGUAUGCUCAUUGCACAAAUCAUGAUUCAACGGCAUCUGAGUCAUCAAGUGAGUGGAUUUAGAAGUCUAUAAAACAAACUUGGAGCAUGUGGAAUAUGGCCUUAAGUCACUAUAUGGAUUUGAAUAGAGCCGAAUUACUUAACAGGAAGUCUCUCAGACCUUUUCCAAGCACACCUGUAAUAUUGCUACAAUAUCUCUGCGAUUUUAUUACCCGUACAUUUGUUAAAUACUGACUGCUGAGUUAAUGCCAACAAAAGAUUGGUAAAUCAUAGUUCUGUUUGAACAAACUACAUAUUCUAUAUAUAAACCAUUUUAAUUACUAGUAAUAAAUACAGUGUAAAUAACCUUUUCCUGAAUAAAACAGAUCUUUGAAGAGAAACAGCACCAUUCAAAAAUUAUUCUACCUUCAUAACAUUACUACAUACAAUACAAUACAAAUUCUAUAAUAACCUCUAUAUUUCUUUCAAUAUUUUAGUUGAGCAGAUGUUCCUCCAUCGCUAUUCAACAAAGCUGUUGUAUCUCCGACUAUGCUUUCAGCAGGCAAAAAAGUGCUCUGGUUCAUCAGGUGAAUUUACAAAGCCAGAAUAAUGUUCUAAAUUUAAAAACAAAAUACAGAGGUGAUGUAUAUAUAAUACUUUGCAAUACAAUAAUUAACAUGUAAAAUUUUCAUUCUAAUAUUAUUAUAAAAAGCAAACCUGCGAUUUUAUGUACGAUACUCUACUUGCAAAUUAACCUCUUGCAUGUUCACACUAAUAAUCCAUUUUAAUUACCUUUCAAUUAGGAAAGAGCUUCUUCUUUCGUGGUUGUGGCUGGCCCUCUACUAAACCAAAGCCAGAAUGGUCCAUUGAGGAUAAAGCUUGGAUAGCAACAGUUAACAAGCUAAUGGACAACCUAUUUGGCAAAGACUACCUUGGUUAUCACUAUGACAAAAGCAAGGUCUGCUUUGUUAAUGAAGAGGACUUACCCGAUUUCGAGUACAACCAUGAUGAAUGGGAAGAUAGAUACUACCAAACCCUGAAUUGCACUCCACUGUCUCCUCGAUCCCCCUUAGCAAAGAGAGGCAAGAAAGGUGAAGAGUCACAGGCAGAGCAGAAGUUCAAACCUGCAAAAAGAUGCCUUUUCCCUGCUCCCAAAGCAAAUUCUUGUCCACUGCCAUCUGCAGUGAGUGCAAAACAGCAGUCCCAACCAACCCAGCAAAUUCAAAGCCCUGUCAGCAUACCAAAAUCACUAAAACCUGUGCAAGAACCUCUGAAGUUAUGCAUGUCACAAACUGCAACAAGGCAAGAGUUGUCACAGAUUAAACUGCCUCCAGUUACAAAUAUAAUCCGUGAGACAGAAGUUGUGCCUAUUUUUGGUAACUUUCAAGAGGACAAUCCUUACUCACUUAAGAGUCGUCCUUCUGAACACAUAAUGACAAUAGCACACAAGAUCAUUAGCACCUGCUCUGCACAGUUGAUAGACGGAAAUACCAUCCAGUUAGAUGAUGAGGAUGAUCCAAGUGGAGUCAAAAUUGGUACACUGGGAAACUUCGAUACUACUGGCAUUGACAUCCUUUUGAGAUACUGCUCCAUUGCAAAAAUGCAACACAACUUUAGAGAUGAAAUGGCAUGGCUCCAUUUCAACCCUGACAAGUUUAGUCUUGGAGAAACUGAAAUCAAAUACCUCUGCACCUUUUUUGAAAGCAGUCCCCAUGACCCAUUGCGUGUGGUAACUUCCCUUGAUGGAAUUAAUGUUGAUUUCAAAUCAGUCUCUACAUUGGUUGGUGAGCGUUACAUUGACAACUUUGUUAUUGAUUAUUGCUUGAAGAAGUCAUUAAUCAGUAGUCAGAAACAAACAAAGAGUACUAGUUCAAUUCUGUGUUUGCCAGCUGAAGCCUUGUCAUGGUUGGAAAAUCAAGAUUUGGACCCUAUCAAAACUGUCAUUCAAAAGGACCUCCACCAUCCAAAUGAACUUAAACUUAUCCUAAUGCCAGUACACAUGGAAGACAAACAUCACUGGGGCCUUGUCUGUGUUGACCUUGACAUGGUGGCUAUAUGGUAUGAUGAUGGACUCAAAGUUGCCCCACCAGAAAAUCUCUGUAACUCUGUGGGUACUUUGGUCAAGCUUUUGAGAGACAUGUUCCCAUCAGUUGCUGACAGAAUGGCACUUAAUCACUUUUCCACACAGCAGUAUAGGCGAAUAGGCAUGCCUCUGCAGAGACUUGAUGGUAAGACAGCUGGUGGUGGAAGCUGUGGGAUGGGAGUUAUAUUACUAGGUCAAGAUAUCAUCGUUGAAGAGAGAGUGCCUCCUAGUCGAAUCAUGUGGACCUUUGAAGAAUCCAACUACUACAGGAAGAAACUGAUGCUGUAUAUGCUGACAUGAUUCACAAGAGACCAGCAUUAAAACCUCAGGACACACUAAAAUCUUAUAACCACUCUAUUGACUCUUUGUAACCACGUGGGUAGAACAUACCUGAUGGUUACACAGACACUCUAAUAAUCACACCAUUUCCUCUUUGUAACCACGUGGGUAGAACAUACCUGAUGAUUACACAGAGACUCUAAUAAUCACAGCAUUUCCUCUUUGUAACCUCGUGGGUAGAACAUACCUGAUGAUUACACAGAGACUCUAAUAAUCACACCAUUUCCUUCUUGUAACCGCGUGGGUAGAACAUACCUGAUGGUUACACAGACACUCUAAUAAUCACAGCAUUUCCUCUUUGUAACCUCGUGGGUAGAACAUACCUGAUGGUUACACAGAGACUCUAAUAAUCACACCAUUUCCUCUUUGUAACCACGUGGGUAGAACAUACCUGAUGGUUACACAGACACUCUAAUAAUCACACCAUUUCCUCUUUGUAAUCGCGUGGGUAGAACAUACCUGAUGAUUACACAGAGACUCUAAUAAUCACAUCAUUUCCUCUUUGUAACCACGUGGGUAGAACAUACCUGAUGGUUACACAGACACUCUAAUAAUCACAGCAUUUCCUCUUUGUAACCUCGUGGGUAGAACAUACCUGAUGGUUACACAGAGACUCUAAUAAUCACACCAUUUCCUCUUUGUAACCACGUGGGUAGAACAUACCUGAUGGUUACACAGACACUCUAAUAAUCACACCAUUUCCUCUUUGUAAUCGCGUGGGUAGAACAUACCUGAUGAUUACACAGAGACUCUAAUAAUCACAUCAUUUCCUCUUUGUAACCACGUGGGUAGAACAUACCUGAUGGUUACACAGACACUCUAAUAAUCACAGCAUUUCCUCUAUGUAACCUCGUGGGUAGAACGUACCUGAUGGUUACACAGAGACUCUAAUAAUCACACCAUUUCCUCUUUGUAACCACGUGGGUAGAACAUACCAGAUGGUUACACAGACACUCUAAGAAUCACACCAUUUCCUCUUUGUAACCUCGUGGGUAGAACAUACCUGAUGAUGACACAGAGACUCUAAUAAUCACACCAUUUCCUCUUUGUAAUCGCGUGGGUAGAACAUACCUGAUGGUUACACAGAGACUCUAAUAAUCACACCAUUUCCUUCUUGUAACCUCGUGGGUAGAACAUACCUGAUCGUUACACAAAGACUCGAUCUUAUAACCACACCAUUUAACCUCGUGGGUAGAACAUACCUGAUGGUUACACAAAGACCCUAAUAAUCACACCAUUUCCUCUUUGUAACCUCGUGGGUAGAACAUACCUGAUGGUUACUCUAAAGCUAAGAAUAUCAUUAUUUACUUUUGUCUCAUUGUCCCCUAGAUAUGAAACGCAGUGAUUAACAGAGAGCUAUUGGAUUAACCUAUGGUAAGCAAAAAAUGAAAAUAAUGUACAGUACCUUUCAACAUUUGCCUCAGUUUGCAAUUAGUUAAUACUAUUAUUGUCAGCAUUUCCAGUGUUUUGCAAUCCUUCUGAACAUCGGGAUAAAACUGUCUCUAGGAAGCCGGUCUCUCAGAAAAACAGUAGCUGGUCGUUUAUUACUCAAAUCCUCUUAUAUUAACUUUGCUAUGUUUUACCCAUGUUAAAACUGAGCAUAGGUGGCUAAUUUUGCUGCAGUACUUAGCUGGCUUUAAAAGCAUUUUGCUGGCUACUAAUGACAGCCUGGUACUUAUAGAAAAAAAGAACUAUUUCAAACUCACCAUGCAUUCUACAGUUGUACCCAAGAGAAUACCUGCAUGGGAUUGACCAUGUUUGGAUACAAAAGUGAUUAGGCCAAUUAUAUAAUUAUGCAACAACAGAAGUAACAACUUUACUUAAGAAUGAAAAUUCCCCUAGUCAGACAGUAGUACUUAAUCACAAAAUAUAUGCCUUGGUCAAGAAAUAGUAAAUGAAACAUAAGAGAUAAGAAGUGCGAUAGUACAGUGGAUAGUUGUGCCUCAGAGAAAAAUCCGGUCGCAGCUGGAAGCUUGAAAUAAACGACCCAAACUAAAGCAGCCAAGCCGCCGCCGCCCCCGCUCCCGCCCCCCCCCCCGCCCCAUACCAUAUCGUAGUGUCAUUAAUUUGUACUUAAAUCUCUCUUAACGUUGUAGUCCUGUUUUUAAGCUUUCUUCUGUAUCUGUAUCUAUGACUCGCGACACACCAAUGAGCUUUAUGAUUAAGUUAUGUUGCAUUAACAAUUAGGAUGAAGUAGCAUUCAUUUUCUCGCCUUACCUGUUUGUGUUAUUCUCGCCUGGCUGUCGCUUACGUUGAGAAAACAUUAACUGACCCUCUUAAACCAGUAGAUCGAAUCAUGUGCAAUGUAAUUAGUACGUAUCACAGUCAACUACUAGUCGAUAACAGUCGUCUUACUGGUCUCAUCUGUCUCACUCAGGACUCAGCAAAACUUCAAAACUUAGCGCGACUCAUGAGCAGCGGUCUCUCUACUUGUGCCCAGGCUCUGAAGGUUAAUUUUCCACGAGUGUUAACUUUCUUGUUUUGUUUAAAGGUUGCCUCAAGUUUUCCUGCAAGGUGCAAAUUACCAUUUGGCCACUCAGGUUUACGAAGAAUUCCUACCUUUUAUGCGGAAAGACAACAGCAACGAAGGAACUGGAGGUAGAAGGGGGAAGCCUUGCAUUGCACUCCCGCAAGGAAACCCUGUAGUGUCGGACGUAGGAAUUAAAGUUUGACAUUGUACUCUACGGGUAACAAAACCAACGGCUCUUUUAAGAGCCACCAGAUUUAUAAAGCGAUGGCCAACUGAGAUGCGGGUGACCUAAAUAAAAUCUGUCCAACAUAACUAACUCAUACAAAGUUUUCAUGUGCCGGAAUUUAUGAUUAGGUUCAAAAUGGGAGGAUAAGGGUAUUGACGAGAAAAUAAUGGAGACUUGACCCUUAACCGUCAAAAAGGGGAUAUGAAGUGCUUAGCAUUAAAACUUGCGAGAUUCCGCUCGAGAACGUUUGAUAUUGAUCAAUUAGUCAAACAAAGCCCCACACUCAGAACAAUCACAGAGCGACAUCUUACAGUGACCUUUGUUAUGCGAAUUCGUACACAAUAGAAAUUGAGAUGCAGUAAAAAUUCCACUACAAUUCCAAAGUUUAGCACGUAAUUGCCACUUUGAUCGGGUUCAAAACCAAGACUUGAGCUUCAAUGAAUGACUCAAAGAAAGAUAGAAAGCGACGCCGGCGAGAAUCAGCGAAGAACGAAGAUAGUGAGACCAGGAAGAAGCGUAACAGUCACUACAAAAAUUUAAGAAAACUUCAGAAGAAACGCCGAAAGGAAAGAAAGAAAGCUGGCGUUGCUGGAAAUGAAGGAAGGCAGGAGCAGAAGCCGCAAAACGCGAGUAAGCAGAACAGCGCAGAGGGUCAGGAUGCCAGAAAGAGAGAUUUCUCAAGAGGAAAACGACUGGUUUCUGCCGCUCUCAAUCGAAAUGCGGAGGAAAGCCGAACCAACAAACGUUUGAAACCUACAACGCAGACAGCUGGAGUUGCUCAGAACAUUGCUCAGUCAAGAAGCAGUACGCUCAAAGAAAUCAGCCCAUCGAAUUUAAGGCGAGUGAUGGGAUCAAAGCUCAUUGGAAGCGGUACUUUCGGCACGUGCUUCCUCGCAAAAUACCGUGAUAUCGAAGUUGUCGUUAAAGAAUACAAGGGCGCGUCCAGUUCCUCCACGGACAGAGGCUUCGAAAGGCGUAGGAAAGAGGCUACCCACGAGGCUAGAGUUAUACAGCAGCUAGGUGACCAUCCUGGAAUACCUCUUUUUGUUCGGGGUGGUCCUGCAACAACAGCCAGUCAGCAUCGUACUAAAGUUUCAUGGAAGCGGGGAUAACAGCCUUACCUAAUCAAAGCUGCAAAGGAGAAGAAGAUAGCGAAAAAGGACUGGCAGAAAAUAUUUUGUGAGGUUGCAGAUGCCCUGAAACACAUUCACCAAUGCGGCUACAUACACAAUGACCUGAAGAGCAACAAUGUAGUCCUUGAGACGAGUGAAAGUAUUCCGCGCCCAAGACCUGUAAUCAUCGACUUCGGGAAAAGUGUUUUGGCAGUAAAAGCGAAGAAACCUACUGCGAAACCAGUCUGUGUGCGAGGAAACUACAAGAACAGCUACAUUGCCCCAGAGUUGAUCGACGGUACAUGCAAACCAUCUGUUAAAACUGACAUUUUUGCUUUUUGCUUUAUGAUCAAGUCAGUGUAUAGGCUUUUGAAAUUUAAUUUCCCUCCAAUUGUGGGAGACACUCUUAUCCAGCCUCCACAAAGUCGGCCUUCAAUUGAAAAGCUAAAGGAAUGUUUAACAGAGUAACAAUGCACAAAGAGAAACAGUACUGACAGUACCGGCUGGAAAUCCAAACCAAUUUGGUUUUGGAAGUUAUUUUUGCCCACGUGGCGGGUAUUUCGCUGCAGUUAGGCUUUUACCGUCUGGUAUCAGUUUCAUUGUACACUCUAAAAGCAAAGUUUAGUUACAGUUUUAUUAUAGAAAAACCUCUCAAAUGCGUCGUUCUAUUUUGGUUUUCUUACAAAUUGUAUUAAGGGUGACAGGUUUUUUUAAUGCGAGAUACUUAAUAUUUAAAAUCUAUGUACAUUUCAGUUAGCUUUCAAAUGCAUCAAAACAGAUUAAAUAUUGUGAGUUUUUAGAGCAAUCCGUUCAUAUAACAUGAUCAAAACAAGAACAAAUACUAUUUACAACACAUUUUACUAACGUGUUCCAGUUCUUCUUAUAUCCAUUCAAAAAAGGUAACAAUAAAAUGUUGUCAAGUUACCGGAUAUAAAAGUCUUCUUGCACCGAGGUUAUUAACAUGAAGAAAAAUAACAUUAACUUGCAUUAAAUAGACAAAAGUAUUUACUCCGAAGGGUGGUUUUCAAUUGGAAAGUGACACAUGUUCCACGAAAAACCUUAGCUUGACAUGUCCACAGUUUGCAUGAGCAUAAACUUUCGGCCACCACUGCAGCUGAAAUUCGCGGGUGCGGGGCCAUUCUCCUUCUUCGCAUUUUAAUGAGCGUCUUGCUGUUGGUUUCUCGGACGUAGCUUUUGCUGCUCCCCAACGAGUACCCGCGCGUUGCCGGGCUAAAGCCACCUUGUCUUUUGCAGAGAGCUCCACGGCUGUAAGUGGAGCACGUACCUCCUCGUUGUUUCGGAAAUAGGCUUUUCACUUUAGCGGCACUGAAGUCGUUGCGAAAAUAUUGUUGAGGGAAGAUGCAUCAAAAACAUUGUACCAAAAAGAAGUUGAAGAAUCCUGUUUAAGUGGCGGUGGAUGCCGUGCCUCUCUUACCGAAAAUGGCUUUGACAAUCCCAGAUCAAAAAGAAGGUUUUCAAAAUGUGCUAUCGGUACCAUGAUGAGGUCUAUUUUUAUCCACUUACUUUUUACAUCUGGCUUUAAAAAGGAAUUUAUCAGUUCUACAACGCCGUUCAAGAACUGUUUGUAGGCGGCCUCAUCAGACGCUGGCACUUUUCUCGGUAAAGGCAAACACACAGGCUCGGUCUCACCAUGAUUAAAAAAUUCAAUGUCUCUCUCCUGGAAAUUAUGCCCCUUCCUUUCACAAUGUUUCUUCAACGAUCUUUGCGUUGGGAAUUCACGAAAACAGGUAGAACACUUUGUUUUUAAAGACGGCAUUGUUAAAGAGCAAACUGGCCUUUAAAAAUGGAAGAUCGAAAAUGACAAUUUCCUUUUGUUAAGCCGAGAUACGGCGAGUUAAAAAUUAAAUUUCACUGUCAUUAAAGGAACAAUUAACUUGAAUCGCGAACGCAAACGUAUUUCCGGUUGUAGCCAGAGAUGUAGCUUUUACAAAUCUUUUAUUUCACAUACUAAUACAUUUACAGAAUACAUGAUGGAAUAGAAUAUGAAAGGGCUGAUAAAGCGGGAACACGUAUCUUAAUAAAAUGCGCUUUAAAGAUGUCCAGGAACAAAAUAGACUAAAGUUUUCUAGCUAGCCCGAAUGAAAAAAAAACGUUUCCGGAAAAGCAGCUCUAGUUCCUUUCUCUUAACCAGAAAAUGCUUAUCCCUAUGUACUGGACUUAAAACCAGCAUCGAUUCGCCGAGAUUUGAGGGCCCUUUUAUAAUAUACCGCUUUGCUUUUUGUGAAAACGUGACCAUAUGAUGCAUGUGAUGUGAUGUGAUGUUUCGAUAUGUCUAAUUUAGCUUCACGGCGUGAUAGCUCCUCAUUAGUAAAAGCUACAAGUGAUAUUUUGAUUGACAUAUGAUUUAGGAUCCCGAGGUUUUUUAACACCUUCUCUCUGGCUUAAUAGGCGAAGGUAUUCUAGGAAUUUGCCCUUCAAUUCCAAAUUCUUUGAUGUGCCGCCAGAUGCCGCGCAAAAAAAUCACCCCUUGCGGCUCCUCGUGCGACUGCCCAUACUCCGUGGACAGAAGAGGAAAAAGAAGCUGUUUUCAAGUAUCUCGCUCCCUGGAUUAGACGAGGACGUGUUCCUGGCAAACGUGACUGUGAGGAUUGUAUUGCCAAAGCAAAUGCGCCUUAGAUCGUAGGGAAUGGACAGCCGUAAAAUAUUAUAUUAAGAACCAGAAUGACAAAAGAAAGAGGGUUCUCACAACUAUAAAUAACAGUUUGUAGUUUGCUAUUGUCAUCCUGGCACGGUCCUAGUUACUUCAAAUGAGAUUAGCACAGUGAAUGAAAUAAUAAUGUUGUAAAAUGAUCGUAAGAUUAUUAAGCUUUUUCUUUAGUGUUAGACUACUUACGCUGACAAUUGGAUUGCAUAUAAUUGGUGCUCAUAAGCUUUUGACAACAAUAGGUGUCUCCUUGUGUGGGAAAUCUGUAAUGAUACCAAGUUGGAGUAUCGAAGAAACUAA